Messenger RNA from Orycteropus afer afer, 735 nucleotides. RefSeq names its product ring finger protein 114 (gene RNF114). Gene Ontology annotation, biological process: protein polyubiquitination; ubiquitin-dependent protein catabolic process. Gene Ontology annotation, molecular function: ubiquitin protein ligase activity. The record is from RefSeq and is a predicted model, not a curated record. NCBI's taxonomy places the organism in Eukaryota, Metazoa, Chordata, Mammalia, Tubulidentata, Orycteropodidae.
CAAGAUGGCGGCGCAGCAGCAACUCCGUGAGGGCGGUGCGCAAUUGGCUGGGCCCGCGGCGGCGGUGGCAGCAGACCCCCUGGGCCGCUUCACGUGUCCCGUGUGCUUGGAAGUGUACGAGAAGCCCGUGCAGGUGGCCUGCGGACACGUCUUUUGUUCUGCAUGCCUGCAGGAAUGUCUGAAGCCGAAGAAACCUGUCUGUGGGGUAUGUCGCAGCACUCUGGCCCCUGGCGUCCGAGCCGUGGAGCUCGAGCGACAGAUUGAGAGCACAGAGACAUCCUGCCAUGGCUGCCGUAAAAAUUUCUUCCUAUCCAAGAUCCGGGCCCACGUGGCUACUUGUUCUAAAUACCAGAAUUACAUCAUGGAAGGAGUGAAGGCCACCACCAAGGAUGCAUCCCUUCAGCCAAGGAAUAUCCCAAACCGUUACACUUUUCCUUGCCCUUAUUGCCCUGAGAAGAACUUCGAUCAGGAAGGGCUUGUGGAGCACUGCAGAUUAUUACAUAGCACAGAUACCAAGGCUGUGGUUUGUCCGAUAUGUGCUUCGAUGCCCUGGGGAGACCCCAACUACCGCAGCGCCAACUUCAUAGAGCACAUCCAGCGCCGCCAUCAGUUUUCUUACGACACUUUUGUGGAUUACGAUGUUGAUGAAGAGGACAUGAUGACUCAGGUGUUGCAGCGCUCCAUCAUAGACCAGUGAGCAGCCUCUGCUGUCCAUCUCCCAUCCUAGAGCUUCCA